Messenger RNA from Exophiala spinifera, 1128 nucleotides. RefSeq lists its product as uncharacterized. The record is from RefSeq and is a predicted model, not a curated record. The transcript has a single exon. Gene Ontology annotation, molecular function: oxidoreductase activity, acting on the CH-OH group of donors, NAD or NADP as acceptor. Lineage: Eukaryota; Fungi; Ascomycota; Eurotiomycetes; Chaetothyriales; Herpotrichiellaceae. The coding region runs from base 1 to 1128 and encodes 375 amino acids.
AUGGCAGGACCACCGCCGUCAUCAGCGCUCGACUCCGCCGGUCCUGAUGCAGCAGCAGCAACAGCAGCAGCGAACAAGGACAAAAUCGUCCUCGUGACCGGCAUAAACGGGUACAUCGCCGGCCACAUCGGCCUGCAGCUCCUGCAGAAGGGGUACACGGUGCGCGGGACGUCGCGGUCGUCGACGGCGCACGCGCACCUCCUCUCGGGGGCGUUCGAGGGCUACGAGUCGCAGUACGAGCACGUCGUGGUCCCGGACAUCACGGCGGCGGGGGCGUUCGACUCGGCGGUGCGCGGCGUGCACGCCAUCAUCCACACGGCGUCGCCGGUCGACUUCUCGCUCACGACGCUCGAGGCCUUCUACGGCCCCGCGGUCGGCGGCAACCUGUCGAUCCUCGACUCGGCGCUCGCGCACGCGUCGUCGACGCUCAAGUCCUUCGUGGUCACGUCGUCGGUCGCCGCCGUCGUCGACCGGUGGAAGCAGCCGCCCGGCCACGCGUACACCGAGGCCGACUGGAACACGAGCGGCGAGGCGGUGGCGCGCGAGACCUUCUCGCCCGGCGUGGCCUACGGCGCGUCCAAGGCGGCGGCCGAGAGGGCGGUCUGGGACUGGACGUCGGCGCACAAGCCGCCGUUCGCCGUCGCCGCCAUCAACCCGUCCGUGGUGACGGGCCCGCCGGCCUCGUUCCCCAAGACGCCCGAGGCGCUCAACGAGACGCUCCUCCCCGUCUGGCGCAUCUGGAGCGGCGACAAGACGGUGCCCGCGCAGAUCGGCAGCGCGGGAUACAUCGACGUUCGCGACGUCGCCCGCCUGCACGUCUGGGCCAUGGAGCACCCCGCCCGGAGCGACGGCCAGCGCUACCUCGUCGCGAACGGCAAGGCGCCCCCGCAGGCCGCCGCGGACCUGCUGCGCGAGAGGUUCCCCGACCGCGACAUCGUCGUCGGGAACCCCGGCGAGGGGUACACCCCGGACUACGCCUUCGUCGACGGCGAGCCCAGCAUGGUCUCGACAAAGGCCCUCGACGCCCUCGGCGUCGACGGCUUCAUCUCCUACGACAGGUCCAUCUUGGACACCGUCGACGCCUUUGAGAAGCAGUGGCCCGGUCACGCGAAGAAUUUCAAGCAGUGA